AUGAGUUCCCAGAUAGGCAACGUGGCUCGGUCCAGGCCUCAGAAGCACCAGAAUGUGUUCACCUUUAAAAAUGACAAGUUCGAUAAGAGUGUUCAGACCAAGAAAAUUAAUGCCAAACUUCAUGAUGGAGUGUGUCAGUGCUGCAAAGAAGUUCUUGAGUGGCGUGUAAAAUACAGCAAGUACAAACCAUUGUCAAAGCCUAAGAAGUGUGUUAAAUGUUUACAAAAGAUAGUCAAGGACUCUUACCACAUAAUGUGUAGACCAUGUGCCUGUGAACUUGAAGUUUGUGCGAAGUGUAGAAAGAAAGAAGACAUUGUUAUUCUGUUUAAUAGAGAACCAGAAACUUCAGCAAAUACUGAAAAUCAAGAUUCUAACCACAGAAGAAGCUACAAAGGGAAGGAGGACAGUGAUGAGGAUUUAGAUGAUGACACCCACUUGGAUGACGAGGAUGGAGACACUUAG
This is a messenger RNA of Peromyscus eremicus (cactus mouse), 462 nucleotides long. RefSeq lists its product as uncharacterized. NCBI's taxonomy places the organism in Eukaryota, Metazoa, Chordata, Mammalia, Rodentia, Cricetidae. The transcript has a single exon. Bases 1 to 462 code for a protein of 153 amino acids. The record is from RefSeq and is a predicted model, not a curated record.